This is a messenger RNA of Lingula anatina, 3654 nucleotides long. Its product is annotated as zinc finger protein 341-like. Gene Ontology annotation, molecular function: DNA-binding transcription factor activity, RNA polymerase II-specific; RNA polymerase II cis-regulatory region sequence-specific DNA binding. Gene Ontology annotation, biological process: regulation of DNA-templated transcription. Lineage: Eukaryota; Metazoa; Brachiopoda; Lingulata; Lingulida; Lingulidae. The record is from RefSeq and is a predicted model, not a curated record.
CAUCCGGGUAUUUUGGCAGUUGCGAACAAGACAAAAUGGCGCAAGCAUUAUUCGAGGCCCUGGCGAAUGGGGUGACCAUGGACAGUCAGACUGCUCUGGCUGUCCAGUCAUUGCUGGAGUCCCAAGGAGUCGCCGAGGCAACAUCACAACAACAACAACAGCAGGUGCCUGUUGAAGAAGACGACAUGUUCCAGUGUGGGAAAUGCAAGAAGCAGUUCAACUCCCUCUCAGCAUUUGUCAGUCACAAACAGGUGCGCUGCUCUCCGCAGCAGGUCAGCCAUCGGCCCACACAGCUCCCUGGGACCAGCCAUAACAGUGCUUUUACUGCUAAUGUGCAGCACACUCUGAAUAGACAAAACCAGUACAGCACAGUUCCUCCCUCCCCUCUUGCCCAGCUCAGUCAGGGUAUGGUACUCACUGAUGAACUGAUGACAUUCAACAUAGAUCAGGCUUCCCUGCAAGUGGGCACCAGUAUCCAGGGUGGUGGUUUUGGCAGCCAGGUGACCCCCCAGCUGACCUCCUCCAGAAGUCUGACCGUCACCCCGGUGUUUGGGACGGUCAGCACAGCGGGUGUCUUCUCCAGUAAUAACUCUGCCUUUACCAGCACAAUACCCUCGAAUCAGAUCCAGACCAUUCAGAUUCAGCAAGUCCCAGGUCAGUCACUGUCUCAACAACAGCACUCUCCAACACAGCAACAACAACAGCAGCAGCAACAACAACAACAGCAGCAACAGGGUAUCAUCAACCAGAAUGAUGGCAGAUCCAGUAAUCUCAUCACUAAGACAACUUCCAGGGUAAUAUCCCAGCUGUCAGGAGUGAAGACCAGUUCUACCAAUGGGAUGGACAUGAUCACCGUGGUUACGGACCAGGAUGAGAUCCAGGCUCAUCCACAGAUACUGCCAACACUGAAGAGGAGAACCAAGGGAGGAGGAGGGGGUUUAGAAGAUAACUCUCCUCGUAAGAAGCUCAAGUGCCAAUACUGUGACAAAAUGUUCUCCAAGAACUUUGAUCUGCAGCAGCACGUGCGCUCACACACAGGAGAGAAACCUUUUCAGUGUAUCGUGUGCGGACGCGCAUUUGCACAAAAGUCUAACGUCAAAAAGCACAUGCAGACCCAUAAGGUCUGGCCCAGUGGCUCUAGCGGCACACUACCCAAGCAGCCGCCACCACAAAACCUUGUGAUAGUCACGGAGGAUGGAGAAUCUCAGACAGUCGUCAACUCAGGCAGCACCGAACAUGAUGACAACCAACAGCCCUAUGUGGUGAGUAUCAACGCAGGCAUUACGGAGGCCACCACAGAUAAUACAUAUUUGUCCCCAGCACUGGGUGCAGGCGGGGAUAACUCCAAAAGUGGCCUUCAACCCAAGGUGGAGAUCAUCAUAGACAACUCCUACCUGUGCCAAUACUGCCCUCAGAAGUUCAAGUCUUACUUUCAACUCAAGUCCCACAUGACAAUACACAGAACUGAACAGGUGUAUAAAUGUGUACUGAAGACAUGUGGAGAGACUUUCAGAGAACUAGACGCCUUUUUAGAACACACAAAAACACACGAGGAAGACAUGACCUACAGAUGCCAUAUGUGUAACAAGCAGUUUCCAUCUCUAUAUGAACUUGGUGUUCAUCAGUAUUCACAUAGUCUGUAUCCUAACCAGGGACCCAAGACAGGGAACAGGGAGUUCAAAUGCCCCAAGUGCUCCAACAAGUACACGUCUCCUGAGGCACUACAGCACCACCUGCAGACCUCCACCCACAAGUACACCUGUGAGUUCUGCGCUAAGCUGUUCACGUGUGAGAGGUACCUACGCAGACAUCUUCUCAUCCAUGGAACAGGAGGUGAAUUUGAAUGUGAAGUGUGCCACAAGAAGUUCAAAACGGAGCACUAUUUAAAGUCUCAUGCUGUCAUUCACACUGGGGAGAAGCCUUUUGAAUGUGAGGUGUGCAACGCAGCGUUUAACAGGAAGGACAAGCUGAAGAGACACAUGCUGAUCCACGAGAAUACAAAGAGAUUUAAGUGUCCGUUUAGAAACCACAUAGGUUGUAUGAAAGCCUUCAACAGACCAGACAAGCUGAAGGCACACAUCAUCACUCACAGUGGUAUCAAACCUUUCAAGUGUGGAGAGUGUGGGAAAGAAUUCAGCAGGAAACCACACCUGAGAGAGCACGAACGAGGACAUAGGGGAGAGUACAAAUUUCACUGCCAGGAGUGUGGGAAAGGUUUCACUCGUUCCAAGCUACUCCAUAACCACCGUUGUCCCAUACAGGAAGAGAACGAAGACAUUGACUCCAUGGAUUCUGUUGACGCUAUCAACUUAGACACCCAACAGCCAGCAACGGUGAGUCGCCAACAACAGGCAAGAAAACCCGCAAAAGACACGACCAAAACAACAAAACGGCGCAAGAUGAUCACCGUCACGGAGCAGUCCAUACGCGAAGCUCGUUCCAAGCUUCCUGGGCAAAGACCCAUGACACGACGAGGACGGAAAAUUAAAUCUUACGGAAGAUUUGAUAGCUAUGAGAAAAAGACCACAUAUGCUGGCGAAUCUUCAGACAUGUUAUCUUUCGAUUCUGUUCAGUCACGGCUCACAAACCAAGCGUCGUCUGCUGGUGCCACUCCAGGUCAGGUGGGUAUGGAUGACCAAUCAGGAGCCGCUAUGGAGACCGUGCUAGCCAAUCAGAACGUUGAUCUCACGUCAGCUGACAUUGCCACUUCCUUGCCGCAGAGUGUCAUGUCCAGUGAUCCGACGUUGCGGAACGUGCAGAUUAUUCAAGACGGGAAUAGUCUGCAGAUCGUUGUGGGAAGCCCCGUGGCCUCGGAGGUCGGAGGAAACCCAACUAUUCUCGUCGCCACAACUCUCCCCCUCGACCAAGCCUACGAGAACACAGACUCUGUUCAUAUGUCGUCUGCCUACAGUCAAGAAGACGUGGACCCCGUGCUUCAAGGAACGGAAAACAUGCUAAGGGAAUCGGCCGAAAUCCUCAAGUCUGCUGAUCACAACAAGUCUUAUUGAUAAUGGCGUCUUACUUAAGGCGCACAUAGUUUUUUUCCAAGGCACACGAUGACACUGUAUGUUACUUUUUUUACUUUGGCCAUGGACAGUUUAUAAGAUCAAUAUUUUCCUGACAAUUUAACUCGGGAUUGGUAAAAAAUAAGUUAUUUGGCUUAGGUCAAAUUAUCGAUAUCAUGAAUUACAGAAUGGGGUUGUUUUUGCAGUCAUCCCGUGUACGGGGAGGCUACAAUACUCUAGAUUACACAUCUUGGAUGUCUGCUUUCAGGAAAACUUUCUCAUCUCCAGGUUUACCAAGCUUAGACCAACUAUGACCUCACGAGUAUGACGAGUUACAUAGCAUUUAUGGCAUAUCAGGGUCAAUUUCUUAUUUUGGUAUUUAUGUCAAUAUGUGUUGUAUAUUUUGAGUGUCAUCUCCCUCAAAUGGAUGAUAAUUGGAGUCUACACAGCCUGUUUUCUUUUACAAGAGUAGCAUGCGAUCUGUCAAUAAUAAGCGUAACUAUUUGCGCUUAUGUCUUGACCACAAUUAUGCAAAUUAUACAUAUUUAAAUUCAAUUAUACUGAUGUCGGAUUCAGCUUGAAGCGUUUCGAAUAUUAAUUUUUUCAUUUAUUGUAGUAAAAAUGUGUCUGUGCACAAUAAAAAUAAUUU